AAGACUGCGGGGAGGAACACGCCGAGGAACACUCGUGGUUUCAGAUCAAGGCACUGUUGUCGACACAACAAAGGCGCUUCAGAAACAUUGUGACUAAGGUUUGUGUCCAGACUGCCGACCAGCCUGCCCGCCGCCAUGAUGCUGUACCUGAUCCUACUCAUCACUGCUGUCUGCAGCUCCGUCUGUGGAACAGCGCAGGACGGCGACACAAAGCACCAGAUGCUGUGUAAAAUCAGGGAAUCAUGCCAGGACACCGAUCUGACCAAGCCCAACCCCAACGACACCUCUUCGGCGAAUGACCUGUGCAGAGCUGCAGAAGACGACCUCAAGUCUCUCGACCCCUCCACCUGUGAAUCGCUGCUUGCUCGGGAGAAAUAUGACCAAGGCGACAACGAAAACCCCGAGCAACCAGACAGCGUGGACGGUCAGAUCUUUGAUAUGAUAGAAAAGCUGCUGUCUCGUGAGAUCGAGGACCAAACCGACAACGACAAGCCCGAGAAGCCAGACAAUGUGGACAGCCAGACAACUCACACCGACCCGGCUCCACCGGCCUUAAGCAAGCGCGGAAAUUACUUUUCCGACUGCUCUGAGAUCCACACAGCCCAAUCUCUGUACCAUACUGUGUCUAGUGGUGUACACAAAAUACAACCUGUAGGUCUGUCCAGCCCGAUCUCUGUAUACUGUGAUCAGACCACAGAUGGGGGAGGGUGGACGGUCAUACAGAGGAGGUUUGACGGGUCUAUCGACUUUAACCGACCUUAUAACGCCUUUAGGUACGGGUUUGGGCCAGCCGAUGGGGAGUAUUGGCUGGGUUUGGAGAACAUGUACCGUUUGACCAAUCAGCACACGUAUACUUUGUACGUACAGUUGGAAGAUUGGAAUAGUGUGGUCAAGUACGCAAAGUAUUCGUCAUUCUCGGUGGGGAGUAGUAGUUCCAACUAUCUCCUGUCUGUUAGUGGGUACAGUGGGACCGCUGGGGAUGGGUUCUACUUAUCGACUACAUCAUCUGGUAACUACCUAUCGGGUCAGGCCUUCAGUGCUAGGGAUGUAGACCGUGAUGCAUGGUCCGGCGGGUCCUGUGCUGGUGGUCACGGUGCCUACACGGGAGGGUGGUGGUACAAGUCCUGCACUACUUCUGCCCUGAACGGCCCGUACCUGCGUCCCUCUGACCGUACCGGUCACAGUGGCUGGGGCAUAGCUUGGGUCAGGUUUGGAGGCUCCUAUUUUUACUAUCUGAAAAAGUCCAAAAUGAUGGUCCGCCCUGCCAACUUCCGACCGUAAGUUGCCAGACACUAACCCAGCUGACAGGUCGAGGAAUCAAAAUGUUUGACACAAACCAUUACCAUUACCCACACUCACUCUGUAUCAAUUUUCUUUAAAUAGGUCAUUCAAUCUUUAAACCUACUUAUUUGGUAAUUAUAAUCUCUACCUCACUCUGGUAAUCUUGGUAGAGGAAAUUAACACAUACAUACAUACUUACAUAAUACUCAGAGAGUUGAAGCAUUUAUAUAGUUCAGCUUUCAGCGUUUUCUAUCGUACAUCAUUUCGAUGCGUUCUUUUCCAUACCAGUUCCAUACCACUCAAUAAUGUCCUUUAGUGUAGACUGUAGAGUUUGGACGACCUCUUCUCAUCUUCGCGUCCGGAGACCAAAUAAG
Molecule: messenger RNA, 1655 nt
Organism: Branchiostoma belcheri (Belcher's lancelet)
Lineage: Eukaryota; Metazoa; Chordata; Leptocardii; Amphioxiformes; Branchiostomatidae
Product: microfibril-associated glycoprotein 4-like
Exons: 5
Coding region: 136-1281 (381 amino acids)
Source: RefSeq, a predicted model, not a curated record